AUCCUGUGGAGAGUCUCCUAAUGCCUUAGUCUCUUCGGCGUCUGGAACCUGAGAACAAUCUACCAGAGCAGAAGAGAGGACAAAGAAACGGAGGAGAUAGUUUUCUCUCGACAAUUUCUUCAAUCUCUGGAAGAAGGCGUUGGUUUGUGUCCUUGUCAACGUUGUUCCAUUGGGUAUGGCCACCGAAACUGUUUCAAACCCUGAGGUGGAGAACGGGUACGAAGAAGACGAUGAUGACAACAAGCCUAUAGUAUUCAAGAGGAGAAGUAGUGUUGCUUCUAAUUCGAAUCAAUCAAAAUCCACUCCUCAGAGAAGCAAUGCAGUUCCUUCCACCAAGGGAUCACCUUUGAGAUCCCCUGUGACAAGCCCCAAUGGAACCACUCCGUCGAAUAGAAGUCCUACAAUGAAAUCAUCAAUGCCAUCAUCUUCUUCUAAGGCUUCACCAGCAAAGUCACCAUUGCGGAACGAUACGCCCUCUGCUGUUAAGGAUAGGAGCCAGUCACAUAAAGAUCAGUCUGAGUGUAAAAGAGAGCGUGAGGAUUCUGAGGAUAAUACACCUUUAAGUUUCAUACUAUCUGGGAAUUCUAGUCGGCAAAAUAAAGGGUCAACCUCUUCGCGGCAGCCAGAAAAAAAGAAUAGUGGUGAUCGACCUCUUGAUGGAGAAAAUAGGGUCAUAAAAGAUGAGUCAGAUGAUGAAACUCCAAUCUCGUCAAUUAUGCAAAAGAAGGUUGGCAGUGGGAUGUCAGGUAGCAAACAGGUCUCCAACGAUGAAAAGAAACCUUUGGCUAAAAAGUUGCAUCAGAAUGGUUCCGUAGUUAAGAAUGAAGUGCCGAAUUGUAAGGUAUCAGGUAAGAGACCUCUGGAGAAGAAUAGCACAGCAGAUGAAGCUUCCUCGAAGAAGCUCAAGGUCUCAGCUUCAACUUCUUCAGUGAAAGUGAAACAAGAUUCUGUUAAAACAGAGAGUUCAGGUGAUAAGGGAAGGGUUUUGGUUUCACCUAAAUCAACGAAAGCUAAACAGUUAUCUACCAGAGAAGAUGGUACUGAUGAUGAUGAUGAUGAUGAUGAUGAUGAUGAUGUUCCAUUAUCCAAGAGACGUAAAUCAGUGUCCUCCAACAGUAAAUUUUCAUCUGAAAAGCCUAAAGCAGUAAAAGUAAAUUCUACUUCAUCAGCUGCAAAGCCGAAAGUAAGAAAAGUAGUUUCUCCUCCGUCCAGGACAAUAAACAAAACUUCCAACAAAGCAAUGAAGGGUUCAAAAUACUCAACAUCUUCGAAAUCUUUACCUUCCUCUAGCGAUGGGCAAAAGAAAUGGACUACCUUGGUGCACAACGGUGUAAUCUUUCCACCUUCGUACAAGCCUCACGGCAUUAAGAUUUUGUACAAGGGGAAGCCAGUUGACCUAACAACUGAACAAGAAGAGGUUGCGACAAUGUUUGCAGUGAUGAAAGAGACAGACUACUAUAAUAAACCUCAAUUUCGGGAGAAUUUUUGGAAUGAUUGGCGAGCACUGCUUGGGAAGAAACAUGUGAUACAGAAGUUGGAUGAUUGUGACUUUUCUCCCAUAUACGAGUGGCACUUGCAAGAGAAAGAGAAGAAGAAACAAAUGAGCUCAGAGGAGAAAAAAGCUUUGAAAGAGGAGAAACUGAAGCUAGAGGAGAAAUAUAUGUGGGCUGUUGUUGACGGUGUCAAAGAGAGGGUUGGGAAUUUCAGAGUUGAACCGCCUGGGCUUUUCAGAGGCCGUGGAGAACAUCCCAAGAUGGGAAAAUUAAAGAAGCGUAUCCGUCCAUGUGAGAUCACCAUAAAUAUCGGAAAAGAUGCUCCUAUUCCAGAAUGUCCGAUCCCUGGUGAAAGAUGGAAAGAAGUAAAGCAUGAUAACACAGUCACCUGGCUAGCUUUCUGGACUGAUCCUAUUAACCAGCGAGAAUUCAAGUAUGUAUUUUUGGCAGCUAGCAGUGCUUUGAAAGGGCAGAGCGACAAGGAGAAGUAUGAGAAAGCCAGGAAUCUUACGAACCACAUUGAGAGUAUAAGAGCAACUUACACCAAGAAUUUUACGGCUAAGGAUGUUGCAAAGAGGCAAAUUGCCGUGGCUACCUAUCUCAUUGAUAAAUUGGCGCUUAGGGCUGGAAAUGAGAAGGAUGAUGAUGAGGCUGACACUGUUGGCUGCUGUACAUUAAAAGUUGGAAAUGUGGUGUGUAAGCCUCCAAAUAAAAUAGAGUUUGACUUUCUCGGUAAAGAUUCAAUCCGGUAUGUGAACACCGUCGAGGUUGAGCCUCCUGUUUACAAGGCUAUUGGACAGUUUCAGGCUGGAAAAUCCAAAGCGGAUGAUCUUUUUGAUGAGCUAGACACAAAUAAACUGAAUGCUCAUCUUAAGGAGCUUGUACCUGGUCUCACAGCUAAAGUAUUCCGUACGUAUAAUGCUUCCUUCACUUUAGAUAGCCAGUUGUGGAAAAAAACCAGAGAUGGCGAUGUUAAUCAGAAAGUACAAGUUUAUCAGCAAGCAAACAAGGAGGUUGCCAUAAUCUGUAAUCAUCAGCGUGCUGUUUCAAAGUCACACGAUGCACAAAUCGAGAAAUUGGAUGCGAAAGUAAAAGAACUCAGGACUGGCCUUAAAGAUCUCGAAACUAAUCUUGAGCGGGCUAAAAAGGGAAAACCACCAUUGGAAGGUUCCGAUGGAAAGAAGACUAGAAACUUAGAUUCAGCCGCGUGGGAGAAGAAGAUUGCUCAACAGAAGGUUAAGAUCGAGAGGAUGGAACGAGACAUGCAUACAAAAGAGGACUUGAAAACCGUGGCGCUGGGCACCUCUAAGAUCAAUUACCUGGAUCCUAGGAUCACCGUUGCAUGGUGCAAACGUCAUGAAGUACCAAUCGAAAAGAUUUUCACAAAGACUCUUUUGGCGAAAUUCGCGUGGGCAAUGGAUGCAGAACCUGACUUCAGAUUCUAGUGUAUCCCGGAUAGGUAUAGAGAACCUUUCUCAGAUUGAGCAAGUAUGGUGGUUCUGAAGCCAUUGGAAAGCAAAGGAGCUGAAUUAGAUAAGAGCAAAGAGAAAACCGGCCUUUCUAUUCAUCUCACUUCUUUGUUGUAGAAUUUUUACCUCAGUGGAAAAAAAAUUCAAACUGUUGUUUCUUUUAGUUAUGUAACUCUUUGGUAUUUUACCAUGGAUUUGAAUGUUAUUUUUACUCUUUACAUCAUUAAAGAAAUAGAAAAUCGGAAAAAAAAAUAU
Molecule: messenger RNA, 3217 nt
Organism: Eutrema salsugineum
Lineage: Eukaryota; Viridiplantae; Streptophyta; Magnoliopsida; Brassicales; Brassicaceae
Product: DNA topoisomerase 1 alpha
Exons: 16
Coding region: 176-2938 (920 amino acids)
Biological process (GO): chromosome segregation; DNA replication; DNA topological change
Cellular component (GO): nucleolus; chromosome
Molecular function (GO): DNA binding; DNA topoisomerase type I (single strand cut, ATP-independent) activity
Source: RefSeq, a predicted model, not a curated record